GCGGAAGUACCCCACAUUACUUUAAACCGCCGAGCCUCAACCUCUCUCCCUCCGUUCGCGUUGGGUCUAACCACUGCCUUACCGCCCGUGUGUAUACGCAACCUCACCUCUGCCGAACAUGGGAGCCUGGAGCAUCCCGCCGACUUGAAUAAUCUUGAAUAUCAGCUCCCCGAAUUCCCGUCGCCCACAUCCUCGGAUUCAUCCCCCAGCACCGCCAUUCUCCGGCCGCCGCCGCCAAAAUGCCGCCUCCUUCCUCUACACUCGUGCCCAAGAUCAAAGUCCAGCUCAAGCUGGCCAUCGCGCGCCUGCGUAUGGUGCAGAAGCGCGACGAGGCGCUCUCGCGCACGCAGCGGCGGGCCAUGGCCACGCUGCUCGAGCAGGGCAAGGUCGAGUCGGCGCGCAUCCGGGUCGAGAACAUCAUCCGGUCCGACAUCACGACGGAGCUGCACGAGAUCCUCGAGCUCUACUGCGAGCUGCUGCUGGCGCGCGCCGGCCUGCUCGAGAGCUCCCCCACCUGCGACCCGGGGCUCGAGGAGGCGGUCAAGAGCAUCAUCUACGCGGCGCCCAAGACCGAGAUCAAGGAGCUCGUCGCCGUCCGCGCCCUGCUGGCCGACAAGUUCGGCAAGGAGUUCGUUCUCCAGGCCAUGGAGAACCGGGACGGCCGCGUGAGCGAGCGCGUCAUCAAGAAGCUGAGUGUCGCCCCGCCCAGGGAGGAGCUGGUGCAGGGGUACCUGGAGGAGAUCGCAAAGGCGUACGGGGUCGACUGGCCGCCGGGCCGGAACGGGAAGGAAGACCUGGGGGAACCGCCCGACUUUGUGGACGACGAGGGGGACGCGGACGGCGGCGGCCAAGCGGCGGAGCAGUCGGAGAAGCCGCCGCUGGUUGCCGCCGCCGCCGCCGCCGCCGAGGACGACGAGGAGGCCGGAGCGAGGGAGGAGCUGAGCAAGGCCACGCCGCCAAAGAGUUUCGGGCCCGCGAGCCCGCUCCAUGUCAACCCGCCGAGCAUGUCGACGGACAAUGUCCACCCCAAGGUGACGCUCAAUAAGGUGGAGCUGACGCCGACCAAGAAGCCGGCCGCCGCCGCGGCGGGCAGGAAGCCCGCGGAAAAGAAGCAGAGUAUUUCAGACGGGAUCCCGGACGUGGACGAAUUGGCUAAGCGGUUCGCUGCGCUGAAGAGGUAAAUCUGACUCUGACUCUUCGAUGAGAUGUUGUGGCAGCUCUGAGCAGGGCGCGUCGGCGUUGGUUCUGUUUCCCUCUUUUUUUUUUUUUUUUUUUUUAAUGGUUUUAAUGGUAUGGAGUCUGGUGUUUGUUGUUCCUUGUCUCUUAUUGCACCGGAAAGGGUUUAUUUAUGACAGCACACGGAUUGCUUUCAUGCCCAUGUAUGUUCUAUCUUAACGGUAAGCGAUCAGGGUUGACUACCACGCGGCGGAAGAAAAGGAUGUUGUUGAACAAGAAGAUUGCGAGUGCAGCUCACAGAUCAUUUGAAGACUUCUGACGGUAGAUUGGACCAAAGCAAGGGUUAAUACAAAUGCACUGUGGACAAGCCCAAA
This is a messenger RNA of Thermothelomyces thermophilus ATCC 42464, 1550 nucleotides long. RefSeq lists its product as uncharacterized. Gene Ontology annotation, biological process: protein transport. Lineage: Eukaryota; Fungi; Ascomycota; Sordariomycetes; Sordariales; Chaetomiaceae. The record is from RefSeq and is a predicted model, not a curated record. The transcript has 2 exons. The coding region runs from base 240 to 1181 and encodes 313 amino acids.